Messenger RNA from Lolium rigidum, 1250 nucleotides. RefSeq names its product phosphoserine phosphatase, chloroplastic-like. Gene Ontology annotation, molecular function: L-phosphoserine phosphatase activity; magnesium ion binding. Gene Ontology annotation, cellular component: cytoplasm. The coding region runs from base 123 to 1004 and encodes 293 amino acids. Lineage: Eukaryota; Viridiplantae; Streptophyta; Magnoliopsida; Poales; Poaceae. The record is from RefSeq and is a predicted model, not a curated record. The transcript is spliced from 8 exons. Gene Ontology annotation, biological process: dephosphorylation; L-serine biosynthetic process.
UCCGCAGGUCCUGACGAGGCCGAGGACAUCCACGCGCUCGCCGAGCGUUCGUGCUCGCCGACGUGUCCUUUCGCCGCCCCUCUUCUCCGGCCAAGCUGGAUUCAUCUCCAGACGUGUGUGGUAUGGCCGGCCAGACCAGUGCACGCAUCAGCUCGAGGCAUCCUCUGUCUGUUCCGCAGUCAUAUUCAGUUCGAUCAUCACAGGGUUCACAGUUAGCGCUAAGAGCUGCAAAUCCAUUGUUCCCUUGUGUCAAACUCUCCAAAGCUCGUGCUGUGGUGGCAGCAUCAAUGGAGGUCUCCAAGGCCUCUCUUGGUUUAGCCAACCGCCAGCCAUCCAAAGAUGUUCUUGAGACAUGGCGCAAUGCUGAUGCGGUGUGCUUCGAUGUCGAUAGCACUGUGUGCUUGGAUGAGGGAAUUGAUGAACUUGCUGAUUUCUGCGGGGCUGGGCAGGCAGUUGCUGAGUGGACGGCAAAGGCGAUGACAGGGACUGUUCCAUUUGAAGAGGCUCUAUCCGCCAGGAUCUCCUUAAUCAAGCCAUCUCUGUCCCAAGUUGAGGACUGUUUGGAGAAGAGGCCACCCAGGAUUUCUCCUGGAAUUGCUGAUUUGAUUAAGAAGUUAAAAGCUAAUAAUACUGAAGUAUUCCUUGUGUCAGGAGGUUUCCGACAAAUGAUCAAGCCUGUGGCAUUUGACCUUGGUAUUCCUAUGGAAAACAUCAGAGCAAACCAACUGCUAUUUGGAACAUCUGGAGAGAGUGCUGGUUUUGAUCCCACAGAGCCCACUUCUCGAAGUGGGGGUAAAGCAGUAGCAGUGCAACAAAUAAGACAGGAUCGUGGUUACAAGACAGUCAUCAUGGUUGGAGAUGGUGCAACUGAUCUCGAGGCUCGGCAACCCGGCGGAGCAGUCUUGUUCAUCUGUUAUGCCGGUGUGCAGAUGAGAGAAGCAGUUGCAGCAAAAGCUGACUGGACUGUCUUUGAUUUUCAAGAGCUAAUUGCCGAGUUGCCAUAGUUUUAAUUCCCAAUAGUAAUCAUUCACUGUUCGUACAGUGACAGAUAAUUGCAUGUGCUUUGCAAAGCUUGUGUUUAGCUCUAUUGCUUAGGUAUUUCACAUUCCCAUCGUUCCUUUCAUGAGAUGGUGCUGGAGCUGAACCUCAAAUUCAAUGGUCGUGUUUUUUCCUCCUUUUUCAAACCUGGUGGUAUUGUAUUUGACAUUGAAACCUCAUGGUUAUGUAUUGACAUGGAAAUCUUAUGGUUA